Molecule: messenger RNA, 1077 nt
Organism: Adineta steineri
Lineage: Eukaryota; Metazoa; Rotifera; Eurotatoria; Adinetida; Adinetidae
Source: the annotation of a GenBank genome assembly
AUGUCGACAUCAUUGAAAAAAAUUGCCAUUGUUGGAUCAGGUAAUUGGGGAAGUGCAAUUGCUGCUCAUAUUGGUGACAAAGUUCUUCAAUUAGACACUGAAUAUGAUCCACAAAUUUUAAUGUGGUGUAAAGAAGAAAUUUUAGAUGAUGGAAGUAAAUUAACUGAAGUAAUUAAUACAAAACAUGAAAAUGUUAAAUAUUUACCAAAUAAAAACAUUCCGAAAAAUGUUAUUGCUACAUCUGAUCUUAGUGAAUCAGUUAAAGAUGCUGAUAUAUUAAUAUUUGUUAUACCACAUCAAUUUGUUAAAACUACUUGUGAAGAAUUAAAAAAUCAAAUCAAAUCAAGUGCAUUCGCUUUAACAUUAAUUAAAGGAUUUUAUGUUGAUGAAAAAACCAAUGAGCUUUUACUUGUUUCAGAAGUUAUUAAAAAUACGUUAAAUAUUCCAUGUCUUAGUAUGAUGGGAGCUAAUAUUGCAAAAGAAGUAGCUGAUAAAAUCUUUUGUGAAGCUACAAUUGGUUCUCGUGAUGAAGAACAUAAUGAUACUGUUCGACAAUUAAUCGAUCGACCUUAUUUUCGUAUACGUUUUUAUCCAGAUAUUGAAAUUAUUGAAAUACUUGGUGCUUUAAAAAAUGUGAUCGCUAUGUGUGCUGGUUUUGUUGAUGGUUUAAAAGCUGGUUUUAAUACUCGAGCUGCUGUUCUUCGAUUAGGUUUUCGUGAAAUGAUUAAUUUUUGUCGUUUAUAUAAAAAAGAAUCAACAACAGAUAUAUAUCUAGAAUCAUGUGGUAUUGCUGAUUUAAUUGCAUCAGCAUUAGGUGGAAGAAAUUAUAAUGGAGCAAAAAAAAUGGCUGAAACAAAUAGAUCAUUAGAAGAUAUUGAAAAAAAAGAUCUCAAUGGACAAUCAUUACAAGGUCCGGGAACUGCAAAAGAAGCAUAUCGUUUUCUUGAAGGAAAAAAUCUAUUAGAUCAAUUUCCAUUAUUUCGUGAUGCGUAUCUUAUUUGUGAAAAGAAAAUUGAACCGAAAAAAUUAUUAGACAAUUUAUCGAAUCAUCCUGAAUACAGUCAAAAACAACAAUAA